Messenger RNA from Lagenorhynchus albirostris (white-beaked dolphin), 1912 nucleotides. It is a transcript of the gene SPSB3, whose product is annotated as splA/ryanodine receptor domain and SOCS box containing 3. Lineage: Eukaryota; Metazoa; Chordata; Mammalia; Artiodactyla; Delphinidae. Gene Ontology annotation, biological process: proteasome-mediated ubiquitin-dependent protein catabolic process. The coding region runs from base 253 to 1437 and encodes 394 amino acids. Gene Ontology annotation, molecular function: protein binding. Gene Ontology annotation, cellular component: SCF ubiquitin ligase complex. The record is from RefSeq and is a predicted model, not a curated record. The transcript has 8 exons.
CAUUGCGCGUGCACGGCCUGGCGCUUACUGUUGCUGCGGCGGUGGCGGGCGAGGAUUAGGCCGGGCCCACUCUGGCCAGUUUCAGUAACCAACCCUGGUCUGCGGACGGGAUCCUAUCUCUCAAAAGCUCUGUCUGCGCUAAUUCACUGCCGCCCCUCGGGGUCGUGGCAGGGCCCUUCUGGGGAUUUCAAACCAGGGCAGAGCCGGGAAGUAGACGAUCACAGAGGGCGACUUAUUACUAUCCUGCCCACCAUGGCCAGGCGCCCACGGAGCAGCAGAGCGUGGCAUUUUGUCCUGAGUGCAGCUCGCCGAGAUGCGGAUGCCCGGGCCGUGGCUCUGGCAGGGUCCACCAACUGGGGCUACGACUCUGAUGGGCAGCCUGAGACCAUGGGGCUUGCUCGUCAGGGUCCUGUGAUGGGGGUUGAGAGCACACCCUUGCACGGACAAGGGGACCACGGCCAUCGGCCCCCCUGGAGCCCAGCUGCUGCCACGGGGAGACCAGGUGCCUUCAUUAGCGACUCAGAUUCCGACCCCGAGUAUGCAUCUCUGCCGUCAUCCAUCCCCAGCGCCGUGCCUGUGACUGGGGAGUCCUUCUGCGACUGUGACAGUCAGAGUGAGGCCUUCUGCGGCAGUCUGCACGCCGCCCACCGGGGCAGGGACUGCCGCUGCGGGGAGGAGGACGAGUAUUUUGACUGGGUCUGGGAUGACCUGAAUAAGUCCUCGGCCACCCUGCUGAGCUGUGACAACCGGAAGGUCAACUUCCACAUGGAAUACAGCUGUGGCACAGCGGCCAUCCGGGGUACAAAGGAGCUGGGGGAGGGCCAGCACUUCUGGGAGAUCAAGAUGACCUCGCCCGUCUAUGGCACUGACAUGAUGGUGGGCAUCGGGACAUCGGACGUGGACCUGGACAAGUACCACCACACAUUCUGCAGCCUGCUCGGCCGGGACGAGGACAGCUGGGGCCUCUCCUACACGGGCCUCCUCCACCACAAGGGCGACAAGAUGAGCUUCUCCUCCCGGUUCGGCCAGGGCUCCAUCAUUGGCGUGCACCUGGACACCUGGCAUGGGACGCUGACCUUUUUUAAGAACAGGAAGUGCAUAGGAGUGGCAGCCACCAAGCUGCAGAACAAGAGGUUCUACCCAAUGGUGUGCUCCACGGCGGCCAAGAGCAGCAUGAAGGUGAUCCGCUCCUGUGCCAGCAUCACCUCCCUGCAAUACCUGUGCUGCUACCGCCUGCGCCAGCUGCGGCCUGACUCUGGGGACACGCUCGAGGGCCUGCCCCUGCCGCCCGGCCUCAAGCAGGUGCUGCACCACAAGCUGGGCUGGGUCCUGAGCAUGAGCUGCGGCCACCGCAAGCCCCCCACACCCUCGCCCAUGGCCAAUCCCAGCAGCCCUGAGACCCGGCGCUGCCAGAGGAAGCGCUGCCGAAGGACCUAGCUUGUUUCCCAGUGAAAACUGCCUUCUACAGCUGGGAUGGCGUUUUCUCUGUUUCUCCCUUUGGACCACCCCCAGGGCAACAGGAGAGGGAGGACUGAACCAAGGUUUGUCUCGGCUGCCCCCCUGCCACCCGAGGCUGGGAGAGGCCUUGCUACAGGGGCUCCGGGGCCAUUAUCCCUGUGAUCCGGAGACCCGGACUUCCUAGUCUGUCUGCUUCCUGUGCCGGGUGUGGGAGCAGCCACUUUCCUUCUCAGAGUCUCUGGGGAGCUGCUGCCCCAGCAUGUCUGGACUCAGGCUGCAGGCCUGGGAGGCUGGUCUGCUGCCUGUGAGGAGGACGGCUUCGUGAGAGGUCGGCUCUUCCUGCUGUCGCCGCCGGCCUUGGGUUUUUCUUAACUUGCUUUGCAUGUUGUCAGCUGCUGUUCCUCUCGUCUGAGGCUGAAAACGACCGUAAUAAACUUAGAGUUUAUGUCUGAUG